Messenger RNA from Prosopis cineraria, 3024 nucleotides. Its product is annotated as fimbrin-2-like. The record is from RefSeq and is a predicted model, not a curated record. Gene Ontology annotation, cellular component: actin filament; cytoplasm; actin filament bundle. Bases 254 to 2233 code for a protein of 659 amino acids. Gene Ontology annotation, biological process: actin filament bundle assembly; actin filament network formation. NCBI's taxonomy places the organism in Eukaryota, Viridiplantae, Streptophyta, Magnoliopsida, Fabales, Fabaceae. Gene Ontology annotation, molecular function: actin filament binding. The transcript has 14 exons.
UCUCUCUCUUCCCCCUCUCCUCACUCCCAGAGCAACUUUGAAUACUCCGUCUCAAGGUGUCGAAGAUCGCCUUCUCUUCUUUCACUUCCAAUUUUCUCAUCGUCUUUGGAAAUGGAACAGGGAGAGAACAUUAUUCCUUGAUACCGAGUUCUGAUUCUGAUUCUCGCACUCUCCUUCUCUCCUUCCGAUUUGCAUUUUUCGCCAAUAUCAGAAAUAGGAGGAAAAUUUGAUUUUGCCACAAGCAGACACAGAAAUGUCUGGCCACUGGGGAAUUCUUGUUUCUGAUCCAGGGCUUCAAAAUCAGUUUACCCAAGCUGAACUUCGCAGCUUAAAAUCCCAAUUCAUGAACAUGAGGAAAGAGAGUGAGAAGCUCGCGAUUGGGGACAUGGCUUCCAAGAUGUCGAGGUUAAAAGUGGUGGGAGAAAAUCUGAGUGAGGAGGAGAGAGCUGCUUCUAUCCAGGAUUUGUAUAAGAAUGCAGAUGAGGAGGUGGAUUUUGAGUCAUUUCUCAAGGUUUACUUGAAAUUACAAACUCUUGCAAGUUCUAGAAUAGUAGGCAGCCCAAAGAACUCCUCGGCAUUUCUGAAAGCGGCUACCACCACAUUGCUUCACACAAUUAGUGAAUCUGAGAAGGCAUCAUAUGUUGCGCAUAUAAAUAACUAUCUUGCUGAAGAUGAGUUUCUCAAGAGAUACCUCCCUAUUGAUCCUUCAACCAAUGAUCUCUUUGAAAUUGCAAAAGAUGGUGUUCUUCUAUGUAAGCUUAUCAAUGUGGCAGUUCCGGGCACAAUUGAUGAACGGGCAAUCAAUACUAAAAGAGUACUCAAUCCAUGGGAAAGGAAUGAAAACCAUACGCUUUGCCUCAACUCUGCUAAAGCAAUUGGAUGUACAGUAGUCAAUAUUGGCACACAGGACUUUAUUGAAGGACGGCGUCAUCUGGUGCUUGGAUUGAUUUCACAGAUUAUUAAGAUACAAUUAUUGGCAAACCUCGACCUAAAGAAAACUCCUCAGUUGGUGGAGUUGGCUGAUGAUAGCCAGGACAUGGAAGAAUUACUGACUCUACCACCAGAGAAAAUGUUGUUAAGGUGGAUGAAUUUCCAGUUGAAGAAAGCAGGGUACGCGAAAAUAAUCACUAACUUCUCCUCUGAUGUAAAGGACGCUGAAGCUUACACUCAUCUUCUAAACGUCCUUGCUCCUGAGUACACUAAUCCAUCAACAUUUGCCGUCAAAAAUCCUUUUGAAAGAGCAAAGUUAGCUCUUGAGCAUGCGGAGAAGAUGGGCUGCAAGCGAUACUUGACUGCGAGAGAUAUAGUUGAAGGUUGCCAAAACCUUAACCUUGCUUUCGUCGCACAUAUUUUCCAGAAUAGGAAUGGAUUUUCAACCCAGACAACUCAGGCUCCUCUCCUUCAAACAUUGCCGGAUGAUACCCAAGACUCCAGAGAAGAGAGAGCAUUUCGCCUUUGGAUUAACAGUCUUGGCAAUUCAACAUAUAUCAACAAUGUCUUUGAAGACGUCACAAACGGGUGGGUACUUUUAGAAACCCUUGACAAGGUGUCACCGGGGAUUGUCAAUUGGAAGAUUGCAAACAAGCCUCCAAUAAAGAUGCCGUUCAAAAAAGUAGAAAACUGCAACCAAGUUGUGAAACUAGGGAAACAACUCAGGUUUUCUCUGGUGAAUAUUGCUGGCAAUGACAUUGUGCAGGGAAAUAAAAAAUUAAUCCUAGCUUAUUUGUGGCAACUGAUGCGAUGCAAUAUGCUACAACUUCUAAAGAACUUGAGACUUCACACUCAUGGAAAGGAGUUAACUGACGCUGAUAUUCUAGAGUGGGCCAACAGCAAAGUGAGCAGCUCAGGAAGUCAGAACCGCAUGGAUAGUUUUAAGGAUAAAAGUCUGUCGGACGGAAUUUUUUUCCUUCAACUUCUUAGUUCUGUGCAGCCCAGAGCUGUCGAUUGGAGUCUUGUUAAAAAAGGAGUAACUGAUGAGGAGAAAAAGAUGAACGCAACCUACAUAAUCAGCAUUGCUAGAAAGCUGGGAUGUUCUAUAUUCUUGCUUCCUGAAGACAUCACAGAGGUGAAUCAAAAGAUGAUCCUUACACUGACAGCUAGUAUAAUGUAUUGGUUCUUGAAACGCCCUCUUGAAGAAAGGACAUUGGGAACUUCAGACAGUGAAAGUGGGAGUCUUCUGGAGACUACAUCAGAUUCAACACUUGAUGACUCAGAUUCUGAUUCAUCCUUAUAGGGUGCAUGUAAAUGUGCUUCUAUAUUUGUAUUUGAAAACUCUCAUUAUCGUUGAUCAAAAGAUCAAUGGUUGACACUAGGCAAUUCAGUAGUUUCAGGGGAAAGAAUUUUUUUGGAUCAAAAUCGUCUGAAGCCUACCACCUGAAUUUCAGUGAAGUUGGGACCAUCACAGUCGUCAAUUGAAUCAGUAGUUUCAGGGAAGAGAAUUUUUUGGAUCAAAAUACUGUGUUUUAAAUGGUAGGAGUGGUUUCAAUAUCAUAAAAAUUAGCAACAGAAAGCUUUCAGUUUUUCCCUCCCCAAAGCUCACAUUCAUCUCCUAUUUACUAGUUCUAUAGCCAUUACAAUUCCAUUAUGAUUCAGUUUGAGGUGUGAAGGUUUAGAAUGAAAAUGAUUCAACUAUCCAACACUAGGUAGGAAUAUAGGUUCUCCCCCAACAAAUUUGUUCUCCAAAAAUUUUGAUUAAUUCACCGUCAAAAUAGAGAAAUCUAUCUGAAAAAUGAUUGCAACAGCAGUAAUUACGUUUUCAAAAAAAGAGAUGUCAGAAAAAAGGAACUCGACACAAUGUUUCAAUUAUUACAUGACAUAAAUUCUCUAGCUUUGAUUUAAUUGACGGCUAUGAUAUUCCUAACUUCACCAAAAUUUAGAUAGUAGACUUCAGAGGAUCUUGAUCCAAUUUUUUCCCCUAGGGAUUAUGAAAUAUUCGUUGUUGAAAUCCUAUAUUUUCCUUUUAUCGCAAAUUUUAUUCUUAAACAUUCUAAAUUGUAAUUGUGAAUAAUCUUUUAUUCUAUUAAA